Cimex lectularius (bed bug) is the source of this 8173-nucleotide messenger RNA. It is a transcript of the gene Tor, whose product is annotated as serine/threonine-protein kinase mTOR. Gene Ontology annotation, molecular function: protein-containing complex binding; protein binding; protein serine/threonine kinase activity. Lineage: Eukaryota; Metazoa; Arthropoda; Insecta; Hemiptera; Cimicidae. The transcript is spliced from 40 exons. The record is from RefSeq and is a predicted model, not a curated record. The coding region runs from base 364 to 7689 and encodes 2441 amino acids. Gene Ontology annotation, biological process: protein phosphorylation; TOR signaling; negative regulation of macroautophagy. Gene Ontology annotation, cellular component: TORC2 complex; nucleus; TORC1 complex.
AGAGCUUGAAGUCCAUAAGGAGAAGGCGUAAGUGGUUCGAUCCGAUCUGUGAGGAGUUGAGGAGUGAGGCACGUGCCUAGUAUCGAAACGGCAGUCGGCACGCUGCCCAGUGUUUUGAACCUGUCCGAAGGCCGGACAGCUAGCCCGAGGAUGUUUGUAACCUUCCGUAGAUAAACAAAUUUACUUUUCACUCUGGAUUUCUCAUUAAAGUUUACGCCGUUUUUUUUUCUUUUGUCAGAGUCGAUCGCCCGACUGGCGAUAAAUGGUAGCGGGCUGGCCGGCGAAAGGCCAGGGAUGAAGUUUUCAACUUCCUCGUAACGCGGUUCCGUCUACACAGUUCGCUCGUCGCAGAGUACCAGCAGAAUGUCGACGGCGGCACCUUCCCAGUUCGUCAACGGGCUCAAGUCGAGGAGCGCCGAAGUGAGGGCGAAAGCGGCCAAAGAUCUCUACAAAUAUGUUAAGACUGAACUUCGUGAGCUCUCUUCAGAAGAGCUUGCUGCCUUUAUGGAUGAAUUCACAAACAAACAUAUUUAUGAAAUGGUCUCCAGUCAGGAUGUCAAUGAAAAUAAAGGAGGAAUUUUAGCUAUAAUGUGUCUCAUAAGCUCUGACACCGAUGCCGAGAAUAUCAAUAGUAGGACGGCAAGGAAUAACAAGUAUACGCAGUAUCUGCGUUACCUCUUACCUUCACAGGAUAAUGGCGUGAUGGAGCUCACUGCAAAAGCCAUCGGGAAGCUAGCUCUAGUCUCAGGUGCAAGAUCUGAAUUUUUUGUCAAAUUUGAGAUAGAAAAGGCAAAAGAAUGGCUCAAUGGAGAAAGGCAUGAAGGAAAGCGGCAUGCUGCGGUAUUAAUUUUAAGGGAAUUGGCAGUUUGUGCACCAACGUAUUUUUUUCAACAAGUGCAGUCUGUUUUUGAACCUGUUCUGCGUACUAUACGUGAUCCAAAACCGGCUAUCCGUGAAAGUGCUGUGGAAGCUCUUAGAGCAGCUUUAGUCGUCACCGCUCAAAGAGAAACCACAAAGCAAAUGCAAAAACCACAUUGGUAUAAGCAGUGCUAUGAAGAAGCAAAAAUGGGUUUUGAUGAGGUUUAUUCAAGGGAAAAAGUCAACAGGGAUGAUAAAAUCCAUGGUUCUCUUCUUGUCUUAAAUGAACUCUUGAGAUGUAGCAAUACAGAAUGGGAACACAUUUUUCAUAAUAUAAGUGCUUAUAUCCAUUCUCCUCCACAGCAACAGGAUAAUUUAAAUUUCUUACCUAAGAUAAAACUUCCUUUAUUUUCGAACAAAUCCCGCCAAACAUCACCUUCAGAGCUAGUAGUCAAGCCGUUAUCUACAAUGGAGCCGAUAUACGAAAGUGCAGCGUGUAAAAGUUUAAUUACUGAAAAUUUUGAUGACAUUUGUUCUUUAGUUCUUACACAAAGAGUAUCAAGGAGUCCACAUAUUCAUAACACGCUUUUAACAAUUUUGCCACGGCUAGCUGCUUUCAAUAAAGACAAGUUUGUUAAAAUGCAUUUACAAGCGGUUAUAGUCUACUUGCUUACUACAAUUAGAUCAAAGGAAAGAGAUAGGUCUUCUGCUUUCACCACACUCGGGUUCAUUGCUGUUGCGGUCGAAAAGAACAUAAUUUCUCAUCUUCCAAAAAUUAUGGAAGCUAUAAAAAAUUCACUGCCGAGCCGUGAGGCGACAAGCGGAAGAAAGAGGUUGGAACCCGCACUCUUCGGGUGUAUAACUCUCUUGGGACAUGCAGUAGACGUUGCCAUCAAAGAUGACAUCAAACAACUACUUCCGGCAAUGUUUGCCUCCGGUUUAAGCCCAGCUUUGACAACUGCACUCAGAGAACUGGCUAAAACCAUCCCUCAGUUGAAACGACAGAUUUCAGAAGGAUUAUUAGGAAUGUUGUCACAAGUAGUGAUGAACACUGAGCUUAGACAUCCAGGCCAACCGCUGAGUGUGACAGGCUCUGUCACCCCUGCUCCAGUCCCACAUGACGUCUCUAGUGUUGUUUUAGCCUUGAGGACACUAGGAACUUUUAAUUUUGACGGGCAUUCUCUUCUUCAGUUUGUUAAAAAAUGUUCUGAAGAUUUGUUAUACAAUGAACAACAGGAAAUUCGACUGGAAGCUGUCUGUACUUGUGUUCGACUGUUAAAAUUAGCAAUUGAAAGUACUUCAGCAAAACCUUCACCAACUGUCACCCAAACGGUGUCUGAUGUUCUGUCCAAAUUAUUGGAUGUAGCCAUAACUGAUGUCGAUGCUGAUGUCAGAUAUUGGGUAUUGGCUUCAUUAGACAAUACCUUUGACCUUCAUUUAGGACAAGCAGAAAGCUUAAGCAAACUAUUUGUUGCAAUGAAUGAUGAAGUUUUUGACAUCAGGGAACUUGCAGUGUGUACCAUUGGUAGGUUGACUUCUGUAAACCCAGCGUACACUAUGCCAUCUCUUAGAAAGGCCUUAAUUCAGUUAAUAACAGAGUUGGAGCAUAGUGGUAUGAGCAGAAAUAAAGAACAGAGUGCAAGGAUGUUGGACCAUUUAGUAUUAAAUGCGCCUCGAUUGAUCCAGCAUUACAUUCAGCCGAUUCUUCGAGUUUUGGUGCCAAAGCUGAAGGAGCCUGAACCCAAUCCUAUCGUCAUUAUAAAUAUCCUAAAAGUCAUAGGAGAUCUAGCAGAGGUGAACGGUAAUGAAAUGGUAAGGUGGAGGGAAGGGCUUGCCCACACCCUUCUUGAUCUGGUUAGCGAUGUUAGCUUUCCUGAGAAACGAGGUGUGGCGCUUUGGACACUGGGACAAAUAGUUGGAGCGACUGGGUUUGUCGUCGAACCUUACAGUAAAUAUCCAACCCUUUUGGACACCCUUAUUAACUUUCUGAAGACAGAACAGCAACCAGAGAUAAGGCGGGAAACUAUUAGAGUGUUGGGACUGUUAGGGGCUUUAGACACGUUUAAACAUAAAAUGAAUCAUGGUCAAGUGGACACGCAGAUGAAUUCUACAGCUUUGUUAUCCAUGACUGACGGAAAAUCUGAAGUUGAAUCAAGUCACGAACUUACUACAAGUGAAAUGUUGGUAAAUAUGAGUUCGUCAACGCUAGAAGAAUAUUAUCCUGCUAUAGCGAUAGCCACACUCAUGAGAAUUAUAAGAGACCCAGCUUUAUCUCGGCAUCAUUUAACAGUUGUGCAAGCAGUGACGUUUAUAUUCCAAUCGCUUGGAAUUAAAUGUGUACCUUACAUACCUCAAGUGAUUCCAAGUUUUAUAAACGUGAUAAGGACGGCAGAAUCCAGUUUCAGGGAGUUUUUACUUCAACAGCUUGCGACAUUAAUUGCCAUAGUCAAACAGCACAUUCGAAACUAUCUCGAUGAAAUUUUCAAAUUGAUUAAGGAGUUUUGGACUGUAAAUAGCCCGCUACAAAGCACUCUGAUAUUUUUAGUGGAACAUAUUGCCGUAGCAUUGGGGGCCGAGUUUAAAGUUUAUUUACCACUUCUGAUGCCACAGAUUCUUAAAGUACUCUCCCAUGAUUCUAGUAAAGAUAGGACAGUGACUGUGAAACUUCUCAAGGCGUUACAAAAAUUUGGAAACAAUUUAGAUGAAUAUAUGCAUCUUGUACUGCCACCAAUAGUUAAGCUGUUUAAUGCAGUCGAAUAUCCAAUGGCAACAGCCAAAGAGGCGAUUGAAACUAUCGAUCAUCUUUCCGAUACCCUCGACUUCACAGAUUAUGCUUCACGGAUCAUCCAUCCAUUAGUUCGUAGUAUGGAUCAAACGCCUGAAUUGUGCAGCACUGUAAUGGACACGCUAUGCUCAUUAAUAGUACAGUUUGGAAAGAAAUUUAAAAUUUUUAUCCCCCUUGUUAAAAAAGUCAUGAACAAACAUAGGAUUUUAUGUCAUAACUAUGAUGUGCUUGUUACUAAUAUUUCAUCCAACAAUGCAACAAUAGCAGAACUUGAUUAUUUAUCAAUAAAACAUAGGAUGUCAAGAAAUAAGACUAAGGAAAUAUCAUUAGCCUCAGAUCAUAUAACAAUUAAAAGGGUGUUCACAUCAGCCCCAUCUUUACAGCUGGCAUGGACAGCUACCAGAAGGGUUUCAAAAGAUGAUUGGUUGGAGUGGCUGAAAGGUCUUAGCAUAGAAUUUUUGAAAUUUUCAUCUUCGCCUGCAUUAAGAUCCUGUGGUGCGUUGGCUGAAACCUACACUCAGUUGCCAAGAGACUUGUUUAAUGCUGCCUUUGUUUCGUGUUGGACUGAUUUAAGCGAGCCUCUCCAGCAAGAAUUAAUCAGAACUCUAGAACAAGCUUUAGAGGUGCCAGAUCUGCCUGAAAUUAUUCAAACCAUCUUGAAUUUAGCCGAAUUUAUGGAACAUUGUGAUAAAGGACCUCUACCUCUUAAUGCUCAACUUUUGGGUGAAAAGGCUAUGCAAUGCAGGGCAUAUGCAAAAGCUUUACAUUAUAAAGAAGAAGAGUUCCACAAGGGCCCGACCUCACAGGUAGUUGAAGCGCUUAUUUCAAUAAAUAACAAAUUGCAACAAAGAGAAGCUGCCAUGGGUCUUCUUGAGUACGCUAUGACCCAUGAAUGUGAACAUCUAAAAGUUGAAGAACGCUGGUACGAAAAAUUGCACAACUGGGAAAAAGCUUUAGAUGCAUAUGAAGAAAAGCUUCAAGAAAACCCGCACGAUAUAGAACUUGCUUUAGGGCAAAUGCGUUGCAUGGAAGCUCUUGGAGAUUGGGACCAGCUUCACUCUGUUGCGAGUGUACAUUGGAAUCAGAUAGGUGAAGCAGGAAGGGAAAGGAUGUCAAGGAUGGCAGCGGCGGCAGCUUGGGGUUUGGAACAGUGGGAUAGUGUCGAACAAUACGUCUCGUGUAUUCCUAAGGACACCACUGAUGGCUCCUUUUAUCGAGCAGUGUUGGCAAUUCAUAAACAGCAGUACACUACAGCUCAGCAGCUUAUAGACACUGCUAGAGAUAUGCUUGAUACUGAGUUGACAUCGAUGGCAGGAGAAAGUUACCAGCGAGCCUACCCUGCGAUGGUGUCUGUACAGAUGCUGGCAGAAUUGGAAGAAGUCAUCCAAUACAAGCUAGUUCCUCAAAGACAACCAAUGAUAAGGAGCAUGUGGUGGAGAAGACUACAAGGAUGCCAAAGAAUAGUUGAAGAUUGGCAGCGAAUAAUUCAAGUUAGGACGUUGGUGGUGAGCCCACAAGAGGAUAUGUACACCUGGCUUAAGUACGCCUCUUUGUGCAGAAAAUCUGGAAGACUUAAAUUGUCACACAAAACUCUUGUGAUGUUGAUGGGCUUUGACCCAACUUCCAAUGGGGAUCAGCAACUUCCUACAACUUAUCCGCAAGUGACAUAUGCUUACACUAAGCAUCUUUGGACUUCUGGAGAGAAAGACAAAGCUUUCAGCCAGCUUAACACUUUUAUCCAAGCUGCACAACAGCAACCCAUCAUGCAGUUAUCAGGCCCUGACGAUUUUAAGCAACAAGACUUGAGGAGAAGACUACUUGCAAGGUGUUAUAUGAAAUUGGGUUCAUGGCAAGAACAACUUCAAGGCAUAAACGAACAGUCGAUACCUGCCAUACUUCAGUGUUACAUGUCGGCGAAACAGCACGAUGAUACUUGGUACAAAGCUUGGCAUGCAUGGGCUUAUAUGAACUUCCAAACUGUAUUAUUCUACAAAAAUCAGCAAAUGCAGCAUUUGAAUGAAGAACAAAAAGCACAACAUGUAUCGCAGUUUACAGUACCAGCAGUCGAAGGAUUUUUCAAAUCAAUUGCUUUAUCCCAUGGAAGUUCUCUUCAAGAUACAUUACGGUUACUUACAUUGUGGUUUGAUUAUGGACAAUGGCCUCAAGUGUAUGAAGCAAUAGUUGAGGGAAUUAGAACAAUUGAAAUCAACACAUGGUUACAGGUCAUUCCUCAACUGAUUGCUAGAAUAGACACUGUUCGUACCUUUGUCGGUCGAUUGGUACAUCGCCUUUUGAUUGAUAUUGGUAAACAGCAUCCACAAGCUCUUGUUUACCCUUUGACGGUCGCAAGUAAAUCUGCCAGCUUACCUCGACGUUUUGCCGCAAAUAAGAUUUUGAAAAGUAUGCGGGAGCACAGUCCAAAUUUAGUUCAACAAGCAGUGAUGGUAAGCGAUGAGCUUAUCAGAGUUGCUAUACUGUGGCACGAGUUGUGGCAUGAAGGUCUGGAAGAAGCGAGCAGACUUUAUUUUGGGGAGCAAAACGUCAAAGGGAUGUUUGAAACAUUGGAGCCACUCCAUGCAAUGUUAGAAAGAGGCCCUCAGACAUUAAAAGAAACAUCGUUCAAUCAAGCAUAUGGGGCAGAUCUUGGUGAGGCUAUGGAAUGGUGCCAUCAGUACAAGAUAUCAGGGAAUGUCAGAGAUCUGAAUCAGGCCUGGGAUCUUUACUAUCACGUGUUUAGAAGGAUAACUCGUCAACUGCCUCAGUUGACGUCUUUGGAACUGCAUUAUGUCUCGCCAAGGCUGUUACUUUGUAGAGAUUUGGAACUCGCAGUUCCUGGCUCUUAUGUUCCUAAUCAGCCCAUUGUACGAAUCGCUUAUAUUAACAGUUCGUUGCAAGUUAUAACUUCUAAACAACGUCCAAGAAAACUUUGCAUCAAAGGAAGUAAUGGAAACGACUAUAUGUUUUUAUUGAAAGGACAUGAAGAUUUACGACAAGACGAAAGAGUAAUGCAGUUAUUUGGUCUUGUCAAUACUUUAUUGUUAAAUGACCCUGAUACUGCUAGGCAAAAUUUGACUAUUCAGAGAUAUGCUGUGAUACCUUUGUCCACAAAUUCCGGUUUGAUUGGGUGGGUUCCUCAUUGUGAUACGUUACAUACUUUGAUAAGAGAUUAUAGAGAAAAAAAGAAAAUUUUGUUGAACAUAGAGCAUAGGAUUAUGACAAGGAUGGCUCCCGAUUAUGAGCAUUUGACAUUGAUGCAGAAAGUUGAAGUAUUUGAACACGCUCUAGAACACACGCAAGGCGAUGAUUUGGCCAGGCUCUUAUGGCUUAAAUCGCCUUCGUCAGAAGUUUGGUUCGACAGGAGGACAAACUAUACAAGAUCGCUUGCAGUAAUGUCUAUGGUCGGUUAUAUAUUAGGAUUAGGUGAUAGGCAUCCCUCUAACCUAAUGUUAGACAGACUCAGUGGAAAAAUAUUGCAUAUUGAUUUUGGAGAUUGUUUCGAGGUUGCAAUGAACAGAGAGAAAUUCCCCGAAAAAAUUCCAUUCCGGUUAACUAGGAUGCUUGUCAAUGCAAUGGAGGUGACCGGGAUUGAUGGCACAUACACAAGAACUUGCGAGAGUGUAAUGACCGUUCUUCAUAGGAAUAAAGAUAGUUUAAUGGCUGUACUGGAAGCGUUUGUUUAUGAUCCUUUGUUGAACUGGAGGCUUAUUGAAAACAAUGCUAAUUGCAGUAAAGCCAAAAGGGCUCAAGCAGGAUCGAACCAUUCUCAAGACCCACUCACUGAACUUCACGACAGUUUGUCGACGAUGAUGACAAACAAACCUGCGAUCCCGAGCAGCGUAGAAAAUAUAGGAGAUGGUUCCCAACCAGAAAAUACAAAUAAAAAAGCUCUAGCUAUCGUUACAAGAGUAAAGGAAAAGUUAACAGGGCGUGAUUUUGCACAUGAAGAAAGUCUGACUGUAAAUCGCCAAGUUGAACUUUUAAUACAUCAGGCAACAUCUAAUGAAAAUUUAUGCCAGUGUUACAUCGGUUGGUGCCCGUUUUGGUAGCAGCGUUUUGUACACAUCAGCUGUUUUUCAAGUUCAAUGUUUUGUAUAUUUUUUAGUUUAACUUUUAAGUUAUUUUUAUUUUAAUGUGAAUUGUUAUAUAAUUUUUAGUAAAUAAAAUAAGUUUUAAUAAUUCUCAUUGUAAAUUUACCAUUACUUUUGGAAAUAAAGGUUUAAUUUGCGUUUUAUAAAUUGUCAGUUUUAUGAGCUAUUUUGCAAUUGAUAGAAUGAAUUGUACAUAACAGUUUUUACGUUUUUUUUUCGGGCUUUUAAAAUGAUGAGAUGAAAUAUUUAUGAUUCGAUAUUCCUUUUAUUUCCGGGCUUUUUUCCUUGAAAAACAAAAACCCCUUAAGGUAUAAAAUUAGAGAAGAAAAAGUAGAAAUGUAUAAAUAACAGGUAUUAUUUGUUAAAAUAUUAUAAUAGAAUAAUUAUAUUGUACAUUUGUUAAAUGAAAGUUCAAUAAAUAGCAUUAAAUUUGCUAAGAACA